UUUAUGUCAGGUUUCCAUCAACUGCAAGCUUUUAAUUUAUUCGUCCUGAACAUGGUUUUGUUAAUGUUACAAUUGGUUUCCACUUGUUGUGGCUGGAGAUUCUUGAAUGUUCAAAAAUAAGGCAUUUCUGCUGCUGGGAGCUCCCCCCUCCUCUGCAUUAAAAUCUUUCCCACCUCCAUCCAACGGGUCCACGUUUCGCGGCGUGAGGCUCAGGAAUGAAUGAGGAGAGCUGAAAUCAAGGGGUAUCUCAUCCCCUCGCACUGACAGGUCAGAUGACAAUUAUUGAUGCAAACAAACGCAAGCAGAUGCUGCCUUUGCUCCGGGCGGCCGCGAUCAUGCCCCGGCCGGGCCGUGAGGAGACACCUAGGAAUCAGCGCCCUACAGCGUCGUCCCGGCCAGUAACCAGCUGAUGGGGAUGAUGUGAGUGGAAUGGACGAUGACUGCAAAAAAUGGGCACAAGUUUUAUGGAACUACCUUAAAUUGGAACAACCUCUUGUGAAGAGUGAUGUAAUUAUAGGUCUGGGCUGCCAUGAUACUCGAGUGGCUGAAAGAGCAGCGAAACUUUUUCUGGAAGAUUGGGCUCCACUGAUACUAUUUACAGGUUAUCUGGGAAACCAUACAGUAGGAGUAUGGAACCAGCCGGAGGCUGACAUUUUUGCCGAAACCGCAGUUAAGUUGGGAGUUCCCGUUGACAGGAUUCUACUGGAAAGAAAAGCCACCAAUACAGGCGAGAAUAUACGAUUUGCUUAUCAAACUCUGAAGGAAAAGGAUAUCCCAGUAAAAAGAAUUAUCCUCGUCCAACAACCAUUUAUGGAACGCCGUGUCUAUGCAACCUACCUUCGACAGUGGCCAGAAGACAAAGAGAAUGUGCAAGCCAUUGUCACAUCUCCGACCAUGGAACUUGAUGAAUACCCAAACAAGCAUGUGGGUAAUAUGGACAACUUAAUUGAGUACAUGUUGGCUGUUUUUGAACGCAUUCGAGAUUACCCAAAGCGGGGUUUUCAGGUGGAGCAGGAAAUUUUUCCAGAGGUUUGUGAAGCACAGCGGAAUCUCGUGCAAGCUGGUUACCGACCAAAAUAAAAUACAUCAUGAUGAAUCAUUGUAUCAUCUAAUCUUUUAAAUCAAUGGACAUUAUAACCUUCCUCCAGUAGAUUUUUGUUAAAAUUAAUUUUGUAUUGAAAUCGUACUUUUCCAGACUGAGUAAAGCUCCCAGAACUAUUCAACGAAAUUUGUCAAGCUUCCUUUCCGAGUUUGGCAUCAAACAAGUGGAUUGCAAAAACUGUGUACUUAAAGAACGUGUAAAUACAAAGAUUGUAUUUGGUGAAACUGCAGAGAGGAGUAUUUGCAAUAAUUAAAGUAAUAUGCUGUUACUAGUCCUGAAGAAGGGUCUCAGCUCGAAACAUUUGACUGUUUAUUUAUUUCCAUAGAUGCUGCCUUAUCUGUUGGGUUUCUCCAGCACUUUUUGUCUUGCAGAAUUUCUUGUGUUUAUUGCAACUAAUAGUUUGCAAGAGCACCACUGUCUGUAAGGAGUUUGUAUGUUCUCACUGUAACUGAAGGGUUUCCUGCAGGUGCCCUGGUUUCCUCCCACAUUUCCAAAGGUGUGCCGUUUGGAUUAGUAGAUUAACUGGUCAGGUGGGUUGAUCUGCACGGUGUGGGCUCAUUGGGCUGGAAACGUUUGUUACCGUGCUGUAUCUCUAAAUAAAUUAAAACAAACCCAGUAGAUUUAGGAAGUAAAGAAUACAAAAACAUCCUGUUCAUCUCAAAACAUUAAAGAAUCCACUAUUUACCAAUACAAUUGCUUAGCAUUUCAAACUGAAAUGCUGUCCACUUAAUAAUUAAGUACUCUUUGGAGUCAUAGAAAAGUACAGAAACAGGCCCUUUGGCCCAUCAAGGCCAUGCUGAACCAUUUAAACUGCCUUCUCCCAUCAACCUGCACUGGGACCUUAGCCUUCCUUUGCCCUAUCAUUCAUGUACGAUCCAAACUUUGCUCAAAUGUUGAAAUUGAGCUGGUGUGCACCACUUGCACUAGCAGCUCGUUCCAGUCUCAGCACCCUCUGAGUGAACAAGUUUCCCCUCAGAUUCCCCUGAAACUUUUCACCUUUCAUCCUUAACCCCUGACCUCUGGUUGUAGUCCCACCCGACCUCAGUGGAAAAGCCUGGCUGCAUUUCCCCUCUCUAUAUCCCUCAUAAUUUUGUACACCUCCAUCUAAUCCCCUCAAUCUUCUAUGUUCUAAACGAAUAAAAUCCUUUGUAAUGCUCAAAUCGACAAAUCAAAGCUCGUACAAUUAAAUAAAAUUUCUAUCACUAAGCAUGAAAUAUGUACUUUGAUUACUUGGCUUAAAUAGUUAGCUUUUUUUCCUGCGUCUGUCUAGCAGCUGUCUUAAAAAUUCCUUGAGUAGAAAUGAAAAGUGGAACAAAAACAAUGAUUUUCUGAAACAUGGUACAAGUGUAAAUCUUUUACUUUUUAGACAGAGAUAACUCUUCUGUAAGCUAUGCAAGUCAAAUUCAUGUUUAGAGAAAAUGUUAUUAUAUUAACGAUGCUGCUACAGGUUAUCCCAGGUAAUAUCCUCAGUGUUUAAGAUGACUUAUUGUGUGGCUGAUAUUAUGAGAAUAUGAUAAAAAUAUGACAAUAGACCCUCUGUUGAUUAGGGUUGACCAUGGUUUUUGCAUCCUGGCUGUCUACACAAGCCAGCGCGGCAGGAUAUCGAGAGCAAGCUGUUGCCUGUGCAUCAGGCUUCCCUCUCCUCACAGCUGAUGAAUCCAAAGAAACGGCAGAGGCCGAUAUAGUUUGGCACAGUGGGGUCACAGCAACUCAAUACAUAAGGGCAGGUAGACAUGGUCAAGAGGUUCAGUCAGUUGUGAAGACCAAACAUCAGAAUGGGGAAGAAAUGUGAUCUAAGUGACCUUGAUUGUGGAAAGGUUGUUGGUGCCAGAUGGGGUGGUUUGAGUAUUGGAAGCUGCUGAUCUCCUGGGAUUUUCAUGCACAUCAGUCUCUUAGAGUGGGGGUUCCCAACCUUUGUUUUAAUGCCAUAGGCCCCUGCCAUUAAUCGAAGGGCCCCCAGGAGUUUACAGAAGGUGGUGUGAAAAACAUCCAGUGAGCGGCAGUCCCGUGCACAAAAACACCUUGUUAAUUAGAAAGGUCAGAGGAGAAUGGGCAGACUGGUUCAAAGUGACAGGGAGAUGACAGUAAAUAAAUAACCAUGCAUCACAUGGUGGUGUACAGAAGAUCAUCUCUGAAUGCACAAAAAGUAGAACCUUGAAGUGGAUGGGCUACAGCAACAGAAGACCACAAAUGUAUACUCAGUAGUCACUUUAUUAGGUAGCUACAGGAGGUACCCAAUAAAAUGGCUACCGAGUGUAAGUUCUUGGUCCUUAAGAAUUAAAUAAUGUAAUUUUAAAUAUUCUGAUGAACCUUCACCUACCACCUCACCACUCACCAGCCCCCAGAACUUCCCCCAUAAUUCUCCAGAACUUCUGUCAUCUCCAACAGGAUCCCACCAGCAAUCACAUCUUUCCCUCCACAGCCUACAAAGUACCCAGGAUAUCUUUAGGGAGCGGUGUCGCGGAAAGACAGCAUCCAUUAUUAAGGACCUCCAGCACCCAGGGCAUGCCCUUUUCUCACUGUUACCAUCAGGUAGGAGAUACAGAAGCUUGAAGGCACACACUCAGUGAUUCAGGAACAGCUUCUUCCUCUCUGCCAUCCGAUUCCUAAAUGGACAUUGAAGCUUUGGACACUACCUCACUUUUUUAAAUAUACAGUAUUUCUGUUUCUUGCACAUUUUAAAAAAGCUAUUCAAUAUAUGUAAUUGAUUUACUUGUUUAUUAUUAUGUUUUAUUAUAUUUAUUUUUUCUCUCUCUCUGCUAGAUUAUGUAUUGCAUUAAACUGCUGCUGCUAAGUUAACAAAUUUCACAUCACAUGCCUGUGAUAAUAAAUCUGAUUCUGACAUGUCACCAUAUACUAUUCUGAGAUUCAUUUUUAUUUAUUUAUUGAGAUAAGCUCAGAACAGGCCCUUCGAGCCGC
Mobula hypostoma (lesser devil ray) is the source of this 4021-nucleotide messenger RNA. RefSeq lists its product as uncharacterized. NCBI's taxonomy places the organism in Eukaryota, Metazoa, Chordata, Chondrichthyes, Myliobatiformes, Myliobatidae. The coding region runs from base 430 to 1080 and encodes 216 amino acids. The transcript has 6 exons. The record is from RefSeq and is a predicted model, not a curated record. Gene Ontology annotation, cellular component: plasma membrane.